AUGGCAGAAGUUUUUCUUCUCAUUGUUCUCAAAGUGGUGAUGAUCCUAAUAUUUGCUGGUUGGAUUUCUCUUUGGCUUCUGAAGCCCACACAGAUUUGGACAAGAAAAUGGAAAGAAGUUGAAGAGAGAUUGAGGCCUACAAUUCUUGGAUAUUAUGGUAUUAACUUUGUUGUUUUUACAUUCCCUGUAAUAGCUUUGGCUAUAAUUGGAUCUAUCUACAUGAAUUUGCAGCUCAGGAAGACAAGGAGGUCUUAUGGGAAGAAAGUAUUUUCUGGUAUCUCAAAUCCAGUGGUUGUGAACACCCUUUUGGGCACUUUUUCUGCUCUGGAGAUCCUAUCAAUCUCCCUCUUUGCCUUGUUCUUAGCAUGGACUUUUUACGCUCGCAUUUCGAACGACUUCAAGGACUUGAUGCCGGUAAAAUCAUUGAAGCUGAAAACAUGGCAACUGAAGUACUUGAGAGUGGCAACCCGGUUCGGUUUGCUUGCAGAAGCAUGUUUAGCUUUACUUCUUCUACCAAUCUUAAGAGGGUUGGCCUUCUUUCGGUUAUUCGGCAUCCAAUUUGAGGCUUCAGUAAGAUACCAUGUCUGGCUUGGGACUGCAAUGGUGUGUUUUGCCACUUUUCAUGGUGGAAGCACAUUGUUCAUUUGGGGGAUCAGCCACUACAUUCAAGAGGAGAUAUGGAGAUGGCAGAAAACAGGGAGGAUAUACUUGGCUGGGGAGAUUGCUCUAGUUACAGCUCUAGUAAUUUGGAUCACAGCACUACCUCAAAUAAGGAGAAAAAGGUUUGAAAUCUUCUACUACACACACCAUUUAUAUGUAGUCUUCCUGGUUUUUUUCUUGUUCCAUGCUGGAGACCGGCACUUCUAUUGGGUUUUCUCUGGGAUUUUUCUCUUUGGUCUUGAUAAGCUACUACGGAUCAUCCAAUCAAGACCCGAAACAUGCAUUCUUUCUGCGAAAAUAUUCCCCGGCAGGACCAUAGAACUUAUUCUGCCAAAAGAUCCAAAACUGAAGUAUACACCAACAAGUGUGAUAUUUGUGAAGAUACCAAGUAUAUCCAAGUUUCAGUGGCACUCUUUUAGCAUAACUUCCAGCUCAAGUGUUGAUGAAAACACCCUGUCUGUUGUUAUAAAAUGCCAAGGAUCUUGGACAAGUUCUCUACACAACUUGAUCAAUAAUGAGCUAGAGUCGGAUUCUAAUCAGAUGAAGGGCGUACCAAUCGCAGUGGAAGGUCCUUAUGGACCCGCCUCGACAGACUUCCUUAGAUAUGAUAGUCUACUUCUGGUUGCUGGAGGAAUUGGGAUAACCCCUUUUCUUAGCAUCUUGCAGGAAAUCGCUUCAGCCCCGAAAAGUGGAAACCAAUUCCCAACAAGAAUCCAACUUAUUUAUGUUGUGAAGAAAUCCCAAGAUAUUAGCUUAUUGAACUCAACAUCAUCCCUUAUUCUAAACCAAACAACUGACCAACUUCAUCUGAAAUUAAAAGUGUUUGUAACUCAAGAACCGCAAUCCGGUGCAACUCUAAGAGAACUAUUAGAUGAGUAUUCACAGGUAGAGACAGUGCAUUUUGACACGAAUGGGUCGAGCUACGCAAUAAACGGACUCGAAUCUUUUCUUUCGAUGGCUGCCAUAGCUGGACUGUCCUCUGUUGUGUUCCUUGUCUUUCUAAUCUGUUUCAACCACAUAUUUCUACCAGACCAUAAAAAUAAGAAACUCAAGUCACCAAAAGCCUCUAAAGAGAAGAACCCGUCUUCGGUUUUCGAUCUGAUCAUCAUAUUUUCUUUUGUCAUAGCAAUGAUAUGCAGCACCUUACUUGCCGUUAUUGUAAGAUGGAGAAGGCUAAAGAGAGAAACUUCCCCACUUGUGGAGAAACAUGUCAAAUCUUGGCUACCAAGUUCCAUUGAAGCAGGAGGAGCUCUUGAUAAACAUGAGAUACAUUUUACAGGAAGGCCUAACUUCCAAGAUAUAUUCACAAAGUUCCCAACUGAGACUGGUGGUUCUGAUGUUGGAGUCUUGGUCUGUGGACCGGAGACCAUGAAAGAGUCAGUGGCUUUGUUUUGCCGGCAGAAUUCUCAGUGUUUCAAGACUGGUGCUGAGAGGAAAACAAGUUUCAGUUUCCACUCACUUAACUUCACCCUCUAGUACACCAGCUAUAUGUACGUAUUUAACGCAUAGUUAGCAAGAAGAAUAUAUAUUUGGGAAUUACAUUCUAAAUAUUCAUCAACUUCUAAAUGUUAAUUAAGCUUGGUUUUUGCCCAUGUUUAU
Molecule: messenger RNA, 2259 nt
Organism: Morus notabilis
Lineage: Eukaryota; Viridiplantae; Streptophyta; Magnoliopsida; Rosales; Moraceae
Product: ferric reduction oxidase 8, mitochondrial
Exons: 8
Coding region: 1-2136 (711 amino acids)
Cellular component (GO): plasma membrane
Molecular function (GO): oxidoreductase activity
Source: RefSeq, a predicted model, not a curated record